Messenger RNA from Pectinophora gossypiella (pink bollworm), 1245 nucleotides. RefSeq names its product 3-oxoacyl-[acyl-carrier-protein] reductase FabG-like. The record is from RefSeq and is a predicted model, not a curated record. NCBI's taxonomy places the organism in Eukaryota, Metazoa, Arthropoda, Insecta, Lepidoptera, Gelechiidae. Bases 77 to 832 code for a protein of 251 amino acids. The transcript has a single exon.
CCGAGACAAGCGUUCGGUCGUAGCAAAUCAAUAAUUUGUUUUAUGAUAAAUUAUAUAUUUUGACACACAAUCGACAAUGAGUUUCGAAAACAAAGUGAUAAUUGUAACUGGUGCUAGCUCUGGAAUAGGAGCUGCUACAGCCAUACUAUUUGCUAAAGAAGGAGCCAAUGUCGUCAUGGUUGGAAGAAACGAGACAAAAUUGAAAAAUGUUUCUGAUAGUUGUGCUCAAGUUGGAAAGAGACCUCUAGUUAUCAUCGCUGACGUAUCCAAAGACGAAGACGCGAAGAGAAUAGUGAAAGAAACUAUCGAUAAAUUUGGAAAACUCGAUGUGUUGGUCAACAAUGCUGGCUGGAGUAAAUCUGGAACCAUUCUUGAUGGUUCAAUCCUUAAGUCCUACGAUGAUACAUUCAGCGUUAACGUUCGAGCUGUCGUCCAUCUUACAGCAUUAGCUGCUCCUCAUCUUGUCAAAAGUAAAGGAAAUAUUGUCAACGUUUCUAGUAUUGCUGCAUUGACAACCCCAAAAGCUUCAAAUAUGAUUGCAUAUUUCGUCUCUAAGGCAGCUCUAGACCAUUUCACUCGAGGGGCUGCGAAUGAACUGGCACCUUCAGGAGUAAGAGUGAACUCAGUCAAUCCGGGCCCAGUUGUGACGGAUUUUAUGAAAAACCAAGGGCUAGAUACUAAAUUCGAAGACUUUACAUAUCUUACAGCAUUGGAUAGAGUGUCACAACCAGAUGAAAUAGCGAAUAUGAUUGAAUAUUUAGCUGGAGAGAAAGCUGUUGGUAUUACUGGAUCUAUAUUUGUGGUGGACAAUGGAAUGCUAUUAAAGAUGUAAUACUUAAAAUCUUUUGUUUCUUGAUAAUGUUCCUUUUUUGAUUGUGUAAGAAGUAUAAAUGAGACUUCCGUUCAUAUUUUUAUAAUAUUAAUUGACUUUUUAAUUUUGUGAUGUUAGUUAAAUACACAUUUUCAUAAUCUGGUAAUAAAAUAUUUUUUGUUUAAUGUAUUUAUUUUCCGGUGGAUGCCUGUAUUGCUCUUUGGUUGACGUACUUAUAUACAUCUCUACCUUCCCCUUCGGCGAUACUGGCUUGAUGCUUUGUUAUAUAUUAAUAUUAUUUGUAGACCCAUUAUCCAUUGAAUGACCAGUUUCUUUGUUUUUAGGUCGCGCCUCUUGUCUAUAUCAAACACGAGUACUAUUGUUUGAUACUGACGUUGUUGUUUGAUAAUGAUUGUCCCUCUUCUUGUAAUCAU